Molecule: messenger RNA, 3465 nt
Organism: Cottoperca gobio
Lineage: Eukaryota; Metazoa; Chordata; Actinopteri; Perciformes; Bovichtidae
Gene: rgmb
Product: repulsive guidance molecule BMP co-receptor b
Exons: 3
Coding region: 453-1862 (469 amino acids)
Biological process (GO): BMP signaling pathway
Cellular component (GO): plasma membrane
Molecular function (GO): coreceptor activity
Source: RefSeq, a predicted model, not a curated record
GGGGAGGAGUGGAGGAGAAACCCCGGCCUGGUGAGGAAGAGAGAUGUGAUUGUGCGUGUUUGGGACGAGAGAGGAGAGCACAGAGUGAUCACAAUCAAGGCGAAAGUCCGACCGUGGAGGGAGCGCACUUAAAUCACGUGGGGGUGUUGGGUUUGCACCGGGGAAAAAGUAAAAGUAUCGUCGGAGUGACUUCUCCUUGCACUUUGUUUUCCUCCUCUUUGCUUUUCGACCCCCUCCGCCCUGCAUUCCGCGGAGCAGCUGUGUUUUAAUGCCCCUGCGCACCCGAGGAGGAGAGGAAGGAGAGAAGAGUGAGGAAGAAGAGGCAGAAGAAGUAGACGUAGAAGUAGAAGAAGAAGAAGAAGAAGAAGAAGAAGUGAGAAGGCCUGGACACCAUCCCUCCUCGCCUUUCGGAGGACUGUCCACUCUCCCCUCCUGGCCCUGCAUGGACGGGGAUGGGGAGAGCCGGAUGCUGUUUCCGCGGGGCUGAGCGCCUCGCCUCCCCGUCUCUAGUGCGCCGCUUCCGGCCACUGCUGCUGGUGAUCAUCGCUCUCUGCUGCGGUGCUCAAAUAGGUCAGUGCCAGGUGGCCACCCCUCAGUGCCGUAUCCAGAAGUGCACCACCGACUUCGUCUCUCUGACCUUCCACCUGACGCCGGCCGUGGAUGGCUUUCACACUGAGUUUUGCAAGGCUCUGCGUGCGUACUCGGCCUGCACCCAGAGGACAGCCAAGUCCUGCCGGGGGAACCUUGUGUUCCACUCGGCUGUGCUGGGCAUCUCCGAUCUCAUGAGCCAGAGGAAUUGCUCCAGAGACGGGCCCACGUCCUCCACGCACCCUGAAGUCGAACACGAGCCCUGCAACUACCACAGUCGCACCCAGCACUCACACUCACACUCCCACGUGCAUGCACACGCACACUCCCACGCACACUCUCGGCCUGUCUACCUGUUCUGCGGGCUGUUCGGGGACCCACACCUGAGGACGUUUAAGGACAGCUUCCAGACUUGCAAGGUGGAGGGGGCGUGGCCACUCAUUGAUAAUGACUAUCUGUCAGUACAGGUCACUAAUGUCCCUGUGGUACCCGGCUCCAGUGCCACGGCAACCAAUAAGAUCACCAUCAUUUUCAAGCCCUAUGAGGGUUGUACAGACCAGAGGGUCUACCAGGCCGUCACAGACAACCUCCCUGCUGCCUUUGAUGAUGGAACUGUGAGCAGCGGAGACCCCAUCCACAUGUCUGCUGGUGCAGAAGGUGCAACUGGGAAGGUCCGUGCUCUCUGGAUCUCUGAGCGCAGCCCGGGGAACCACGUGGAGCUGCACGCUGGCUACAUUGGUGUCACUGUAAUCGUUCGCCAGCUGGGACGCUACCUGACCAUGGCAGUGCGGAUCCCAGAGGAUCUGGCUCAGGCCUACGAUGCCACCCAGGACCUGCAGCUCUGUCUGAACGGCUGCCCCGGUGGAGAACGCAUCGACCAGGCAGGGCAUCUCCCUCUGCCCCUCACCCCUCCCGCGCUCGGCUUGCAGCUCCAGCAGCUGCGCAGGCCCAGCUAUUCCUCACAGAUACAAGCAUCCCCCUACGAUGCCACGCAGGUUUUCAGUGUGGACGGGGCGAAGGAACGCUGCAGGGAGCAGCUGGAGGUGCAGGACAUUUACUUCCACUCCUGUGUGUUUGAUCUCCUCACCACCGGGGAUGCUAACUUCACAGUGGCGGCGUACAGCGCCCAGAAGGACAUGGAGAGUCUCCACCCUCAUCGGGAUAGAUGGAGGAUCUACCCCCGCGGCUCAGCCCCCUCCAGCUUACACUCUGAUUCUCAACCUAUCAAACAGCUGGCUCUGCUCCUGCUGUGUGUUCUGAGCGUGGCGUUGUAAGAGCGGGAGAGGGAAGUUUGUGUAUGUGUGCACUGGAGAGAGAGUUUGGGGAGUUUUUUGCUGAGCACUGAUACUGAGCACUGACUCCUCUCUCAUGUAGAGAGGAAACAGCAGGCUGGACAGUUACUGGGAACUUGUGUUUUUGGCACACGAAGACUAGCAACACUAACUGCAUCUUACCUGGCAGAGUCAGACCUCUGGGGAGUAAUACAGGAGACGUGAUGACGGCUUUCACAAUCUGUCUUCAUCUUUGGAUAAGACUUGACAAUGACACAAACGUACCUGUGUGGGUAAAUAGAGUGUGUGGAUACACACUCCAAACUGUAAAUAGCUUGUCUUCAGUGCACAGUGUAAUGGCGUAGAGUUUUUUUUGUGUCAUUUGAUGUGAUUUUUCUUUGAUACCUCAGACAGAGGAUGUUUGUUUUAACAGAAGCACUUUAUUUAGUUUUCCUUUUUUUUUUUUUUUUUUUCACAAAUCCACAUCAGUGUUUCUUCCUCUCUCUCUCUCUUACUGUGUUCCAACACAUUCUCAAAUGGCUCACGUUUUUGGAGACCAUCUAUGAUUUGAUUUGUGAUCAAUUCAAAGUAAAAAGUCUGUUAAAUACAAGGAGCUGCCAUUUUUGUUAAAAUGCAUCAUUCUUCCAGUAGCUGAUUUGACUCAGCGUCUCAUUUGCAGUCAGUUAAUGGGAGUUGUUCUUUUUUUAAUUAAGUAGGAAUAUUGUCACAGCAAUUUGGUUGCUGUAUGAAUUUGUUUUUCUUUUCUCAGUCCUGAUUUCAAAUAUGUGGGAGUGUGUAUGUGGGUGCGUCAGUGUUUUUUUUUUUUUUUUACCAGUUAGUGACAUGCUUGGAUGUGUUUUAUUUUCUCUGAAAAUCAUGUCAGAGUUAUUCCCACCUUUUUGCCAAGAGGCUGUGACGAUACCGGCUCGUGUAUGUUGCUCUCCGUAUUCUUUGUUGUGUUAAUUUGAGCCAAAGACAGAUAUUGUAUGUUUUUUUUAUGUAUAAAGGAGAUCAUAGCUCACCACCAAACCAGCACCCUUCUCCUCCUCACAAUCUCUCCUGUUUUUAAAGUUGCUACUGUAGACUGUUUUACUCCAGCUGCCAGAAUUGACAAGCUGAUCCUUACUGGGUUACGUGUAAAAUACUGGAUUGAAGACAAAGCACUGCAAAUCACUGAAAACUUUGCCACACUGUCAGCUGAGACCUGUACUUCAGCAGUGAGUUGUGGGAAAUGUAUGCCAUUUGAUACCUGAUACACAUGUCCCUCAACACUAUGAGCCUUUUUAACAUGUAACAUUAUGUAUAAUUAUGCCUCAUUCGGUUGGCCAUAAUCAGCUUAAUCUCAGUUUUUGGCAAUGUGAUCUCUUACAUCACGUGUGAGUGUCAGUUUGGUGAAGAGUGACUGAUCAAUGUUGAAAUACUUAACUUAUUUAUGAACGUAGUGUCCUGUAGAGGAAGUUAAGCUCCAUAUUCUUGCUGUUGGAUAAUAAUUUAAAAAAUGUCAGAUGUGAUUGUACUGCCACUUAGUGGUGCUCUGUUGCUAUGUCAGUGUGUUACUCAAGGCGCUCAAAAAAAAAACAUGGAGGAAAAAACUGUGUGCAAGUGU